GUGGCCGGGCGGUCGGAGCGCGCCUGCGCGGUGCGGCGGCGGGGCGGGGCCUGGGCCGUCAGCCGGCCGCCGAGGAGGAAGGGACCGGCCUCGUGCGGUGUGAGGGGCGGGACCGGGCGGCCUGCGGAGGGUCGAGCUGCGGGAGGCCGGGCCAUGCGGACGUGCCGGGGCGCGGGGCCGCCGGGGUCCGUGAUGAUAGCCGCGGCCGUGGUGCUGCUGCUGAUCGGCGUGGGGCCGGCUCGCGGCUCGGAGGACAUCGUGGUGGGCUGCGGGGGCUUCGUCCAGUCGGACGUGGAGAUCAACUACUCCCUCAUCGAGAUAAAGUUGUACACCAAGCAUGGGACUUUGAAAUACCAGACAGACUGUGCCCCUAACAAUGGUUACUUUAUGAUCCCUUUGUACGAUAAGGGGGAUUUCAUUCUGAAGAUUGAGCCUCCCCUAGGGUGGAGUUUUGAGCCGACGACCGUGGAGCUCUAUGUGGACGGCGUCAAUGACAUCUGCACAAAGGGCGAGGAUAUCAACUUCGUGUUCACCGGGUUCUCCGUGAACGGAAAGGUCCUCAGCAAAGGACAGCCCCUGGGCCCCGCGGGAGUCCAGGUGUCCCUGAGAAACACGGGGACCGAAGCAAAGAUCCAGUCCACGGUUACACAGCCCGGUGGAAAGUUUGCAUUUUUUAAAGUUCUUCCUGGAGAUUAUGAAAUCCUUGCAACUCAUCCGACCUGGGCGUUGAAAGAGGCGAGCACCACGGUGCGUGUAACCAACUCCAACGCCAACGCGGCCAGUCCGCUCAUAGUUGCUGGCUACAAUGUGUCCGGCUCUGUCCGAAGUGAUGGGGAGCCCAUGAAAGGGGUGAAGUUUCUUCUCUUUUCUUCUUUAGUAACCAAUGAGGAUGUCCUGGGCUGCAACGUCUCACCAGUGCCUGGGUUCCAGCCCCAAGACGAGAGCCUGGUGUAUUUGUGCUAUGCGGUCUCCAAAGAAGACGGCUCAUUCUCCUUCUAUUCCUUGCCAAGUGGGGAGUAUACGGUGAUUCCGUUCUAUAGAGGGGAGAGGAUUACCUUUGAUGUUGCACCUUCCAGACUUGACUUUAUAGUGGAACAUGACAGCCUAAAAAUUGAGCCCGUGUUCCACGUCAUGGGGUUCUCCGUCACUGGGAGGGUCUUGAAUGGACCCGAAGGAGAAGGUGUCCCGGAGGCCGUAGUCACUCUGAAUAACCAAAUCAAAGUCAAAACAAAAGCUGAUGGCUCAUUCCGCCUGGAGAACAUAACAACAGGGACGUACACCAUCCACGCUCAGAAAGAGCACCUCUACUUUGAGACGGUCACUAUCAAAAUUGCACCUAACACGCCGCAGCUGGCUGACAUUAUCGCGACAGGGUUCAGUGUCUGUGGCCAGAUAUCAAUCCUUCGCUUCCCUGACACCGUCAAGCAGAUGAGUAAAUACAAAGUUGUCCUGUCAUCUCGAGACAAGGACAAGUCUUUGGUCACUGUGGAGACGGAUGCUCACGGAUCAUUUUGUUUUAAAGCAAAACCGGGGACCUACAAAGUUCAGGUGAUGGUUCCGGAGGCAGAGACCAGAGCAGGGCUCACGUUGAAACCCCAGACGUUUCCCCUCACUGUGACCGACAGGCCUGUGAUGGAUGUGGCCUUUGUACAGUUUUUGGCAUCCGUUUCUGGGAAAGUCUCUUGUUUGGACACCUGUGGUGACCUGCUGGUGACCCUGCAGUCCUUGAGCCGCCAGGGUGAGAAGCGGAGCCUCCAGCUCUCGGGCAAGGCCAACUCCAUGGCUUUCACGUUUGACAGUGUGCUCCCCGGGAAAUACAAAAUCAGCAUCAUGCAUGAGGAUUGGUGCUGGAAGAACAAGAGUCUGGAGGUGGAAGUUGUGGAAGACGACGUGUCAGCGGUUGAGUUUAGGCAGACGGGCUAUAUGCUGAGAUGCUCCCUUUCUCACGCCAUCACUCUGGAAUUUUAUCAGGAUGGAAAUGGACCCGAGAAUGUGGGGAUUUAUAACCUCUCCAAGGGAGUCAACCGGUUCUGCCUGUCCAAGCCUGGUGUGUACAAAGUGACCCCUCGCUCCUGCCACCGGUUUGAGCAAGCGUUCUACACCUAUGACACGUCUUCACCCAGUAUCUUGACAUUGACAGCCAUUCGCCACCAUGUCCUUGGAACUAUCACCACUGACAAAAUGAUGGAUGUCACUGUGACUAUCAAAUCUUCCAUUGACAGUGAACCCGCCUUGGUCUUGGGCCCUCUGAAGUCUGCGCAGGAGCUGCGGAGGGAGCAGCAGCUGGCCGAGAUCGAGACGCGGAGGCAGGAGAGGGAGAAGAACAGCCAAGAGGAGGGUGGGGCAGGGAGGCCCAAGCCGCCCGUGCAGGAGAUGGUGGAGGAGUUACAGGGCCCCUUCUCCUACGACUUCUCUUACUGGGCACGGUCUGGAGAGAGAAUCACUGUCACACCCUCGUCUAAAGAGCUGCUCUUUUAUCCCCCCUCGAUGGAAGCCAUUGUCAGCGGAGAAAGCUGCCCGGGGAAGCUGAUCGAGAUCCACGGGAAGGCAGGUUUGUUCUUAGAAGGGCAGAUCCACCCCGAGUUGGAAGGAGUCGAGAUUGUCAUCAGCGAGAAGGGGGCGAGUUCACCCCUGAUCACGGUCUUCACUGACGACAAAGGGGCCUACAGUGUCGGCCCCCUGCACAGUGACCUGGAAUACACGGUGACCUCACAGAAGGAGGGCUACGUUUUGACUGCGGUGGAAGGAACCAUUGGCGACUUUAAGGCUUAUGCCUUGGCAGGCGUAAGCUUUGAGAUAAAGGCUGAAGAUGACCAGCCCCUCCCCGGGGUCCUCUUAUCCCUUAGUGGUGGUGUGUUUCGUUCCAACCUCCUGACCCAGGACAACGGCAUUCUGACGUUCUCAAACCUGAGCCCUGGCCAGUAUUACUUCAAACCCAUGAUGAAGGAAUUCCGGUUUGAGCCGUCCUCGCAAAUGAUCGAGGUGCAGGAGGGCCAGAACCUGAAGAUCACCAUCACGGGGUACCGCACGGCCUACAGUUGCUACGGUACGGUGUCGUCUUUAAAUGGAGAACCAGAGCAGGGUGUUGCGGUGGAAGCCGUGGGCCAGAACGAUUGUGGCAUUUAUGGAGAAGACACCGUAACGGAUGAGGAGGGCAAGUUCAGAUUGCGUGGAUUGCUGCCGGGGUGUGUGUACCACGUGCAGCUCAAGGCGGAAGGCAACGACCACAUUGAGCGGGCGCUGCCACACCAUCGGGUGAUCGAGGUCGGGAAUAACGACAUCGAUGACAUAAACAUCAUAGUUUUCCGGCAGAUUAAUCAAUUUGAUUUAAGUGGAAAUGUGAUUACUUCUUCUGAGUAUCUGCCUACGUUAUGGGUAAAGCUUUACAAAAGUGAAAACCUCGACAAUCCGAUUCAGACGGUGUCCCUUGGCCAGUCCCUCUUCUUCCACUUCCCUCCGCUGCUCCGAGACGGUGAGAAUUACGUUGUGCUUCUGGACUCCACGCUCCCCAGAUCUCAGUAUGACUACGUCCUGCCUCAAGUUUCCUUCACCGCAGUGGGCUACCAUAAGCACAUCACCUUGAUAUUUAAUCCCACGAGGAAGCUGCCUGAGCAAGACAUCGCCCAAGGAUCGUACAUUGCCCUGCCACUGACGUUGCUUGUCCUGUUGGCCGGCUACAACCAUGACAAGCUCAUUCCUUUGCUGUUGCAGUUGACGAGUCGACUGCAGGGAGUCCGCGCUCUUGGCCAGGCAGCCUCUGACAACAGCGGCCCAGAAGAUGCAAAGAGACAAGCCAAGAAACAGAAGACGAGGCGGACGUGAGGAGGAAGAGGGGGCAGCUGCAGUCUCACUGGGGACAGGCCACAGCCAGGGGCCACCACCUGCCGAGGGAUAAAAGCACAGAGCAUGCGUGGAUUACCUUCAGCCCGUGCUGUUGGCCCCGCUCCCCCGGCAGCCUAUACCUGUCCUCCCUUGCGUGUGGCCCCGUGUGCAAUGCAAUGAAUGGACCCUCCCAUCACUCUGCUGCACACAAUUUAUUUUCUGAGUCGAAGAUAAUUUAUUAUUAUUAUUUUUGUCAAAGAAGUAUUUAAGCUGUGCUGGUGGUAUGAGAAUGCCAUUCUUAACCUUUAGCAUUCGUUUGCAAGAAGAGCUCCAGUACACGUGGCGUUUGGUUCCAUAAUGAAGUUCCUUUCUGGUUUAUCUAUUUCCUUAACUUCCCCUUGACUUUGAGAUCCCUGCUGGGAACUACAGCAGCCUGUAUCUGCUGCUGGGAGAAUGUGGUAGGAGGUGAACAUCAAUAAAAGUGCCCGUUCAUGUGUGUUGUA
Molecule: messenger RNA, 4325 nt
Organism: Lemur catta (Ring-tailed lemur)
Lineage: Eukaryota; Metazoa; Chordata; Mammalia; Primates; Lemuridae
Product: nodal modulator 1
Exons: 31
Coding region: 154-3822 (1222 amino acids)
Cellular component (GO): endoplasmic reticulum membrane
Molecular function (GO): carbohydrate binding
Source: RefSeq, a predicted model, not a curated record